This is a messenger RNA of Lagopus leucura (white-tailed ptarmigan), 599 nucleotides long. RefSeq names its product dynein light chain roadblock-type 2 (gene DYNLRB2). Gene Ontology annotation, biological process: microtubule-based movement. Lineage: Eukaryota; Metazoa; Chordata; Aves; Galliformes; Phasianidae. Gene Ontology annotation, cellular component: cytoplasmic dynein complex; centrosome; cytoplasm. The record is from RefSeq and is a predicted model, not a curated record. The transcript has 4 exons. Gene Ontology annotation, molecular function: dynein intermediate chain binding. The coding region runs from base 79 to 393 and encodes 104 amino acids.
CCCCCAACGGCCCGGCCAUGGCUGAAACGGAGGAAACCCUAAAAAAGAUUCAAGCGCACAAAGGGGGUCGUGGCGACUAUGGUUGUCAAUGCAGAAGGAAUUCCAAUAAGAACAACUCUUGAUAACUCGACUACAGUGCACUAUGCAGGUCUCCUUCAUCAGCUCACCAUGAAAGCAAGGAGAACAGUGAGAGAUAUUGAUCCUCAGAAUGAUCUAACCUUCCUCAGGAUCAGAUCAAAGAAACAUGAAAUCAUGGUAGCUCCAGAAAAAGAAGGUAAAUCAACUAAGGACUGCUUACGAGGAAAGAAGGAAAAACAUUUUAACAAAGCAGUGUUAAACGCUUUUGCGGAUAAGGAGUAUCUGCUGAUUGUUAUCCAGAACCCAUCCGAAUAGACCAGCAGGAUGUUAUUCUCAGACAGACCAGCUCUUCUUGCUAAGCUAACCUUCCUUACCCAUACUUAGCACCAAACACAGCACAGGUUCCACACAAUUGUUCAGUUGUGACUGAAAGCGCUGCCAGUUCCAAGUCCUGUUGCAGCUGUAUCAAUUUGUGCUUGAGCAACUCAGAAUGUAAAUAUUAAAAUACUGGUUGCCUUAAU